Molecule: messenger RNA, 1052 nt
Organism: Pezoporus occidentalis (night parrot)
Lineage: Eukaryota; Metazoa; Chordata; Aves; Psittaciformes; Psittacidae
Gene: STX7
Product: syntaxin 7
Exons: 10
Coding region: 182-1027 (281 amino acids)
Biological process (GO): intracellular protein transport; vesicle fusion; vesicle-mediated transport
Cellular component (GO): membrane; endomembrane system; synaptic vesicle
Molecular function (GO): SNARE binding; SNAP receptor activity
Source: RefSeq, a predicted model, not a curated record
GGCCCUGCCUCCCCAAGCCUCCGCCGUCGCGGCUGGCGGGGUGGGGGGGGCUUAUUCCCGCCCUGUCGCCUCCAGCAGUGAUCUCUGGGUCCAGGUUCGCCAGGGCUGGGUGUCCUUAAUAGGUGGAGACUGUCUGACUUGUUCCUGUCGUGAAUGAUCUUGAGAGCAAAUCUACUCAGCCAUGUCAUACGGUGUGAGUUUUGGGGAUCCUAAUCAACUAGCCCAACGCAUAACUUCUAACAUCCAGAAGAUCACACAAUGCUCUGCUGAAAUACAGAGAAUACUACAUCAGCUUGGAACACCACAAGACACGCCUGAGUUGAGGCAACAGCUGCAACAGAAGCAGCAAUACACCAACCAGCUUGCCAAAGAAACUGAUAAACACAUUAAAGAAUUUGGAUCUUUGCCUGCAACAAGUGAACAGCGUCAAAGAAAAAUACAGAAAGACCGUCUUGUUGGGGAGUUCACCACAGCACUAACAAAUUUCCAAAGACUCCAAAGGCAAGCUGCUGAGAAAGAAAAAGACUUUGUAGCCAGAGUAAGAGCCAGCUCAAGGGUAUCUGGUGGUGCUCCUGAAGAUACCUACAAGGAACGAACACUUGUCUCUUGGGACAGUCAACCACAGGCACAACAAGUGCAAGAUGAGGAAAUUACAGAAGAUGAUCUCCGUCUUAUUCAGGAGAGGGAAUCUUCCAUUAGGCAGCUUGAGGCAGAUAUUAUGGACAUCAAUGAAAUUUUUAAAGAUCUAGGAAUGAUGAUCCAUGAGCAAGGUGAUGUGAUAGACAGCAUAGAAGCCAAUGUGGAGAAUGCAGAUGUACAUGUGCAGCAGGCAAACCAGCAGCUGUCAAGAGCAGCAGACUACCAGAUCCCGAAAGAAGAUGUGCAUCCUCAUCAUUGUACUUGCUGUUGGAGUAUUGCUUCUUGGAAUCAUCCUAUGGUUAGCUAUAGGAUAAGCCUCUGGAGAAAGUGUUGUAAUUGGUAUUUAAAUUAUGAAAGGAAAUUCCUAGUCAUGGUUUGUUCAUCAUGAAGCUGAAUAAAAUAAUAGUCCUGUA